Messenger RNA from Daucus carota subsp. sativus, 629 nucleotides. RefSeq names its product protein Asterix. Gene Ontology annotation, cellular component: endoplasmic reticulum membrane. Gene Ontology annotation, molecular function: protein folding chaperone. The coding region runs from base 52 to 357 and encodes 101 amino acids. Gene Ontology annotation, biological process: protein insertion into ER membrane. The record is from RefSeq and is a predicted model, not a curated record. NCBI's taxonomy places the organism in Eukaryota, Viridiplantae, Streptophyta, Magnoliopsida, Apiales, Apiaceae. The transcript has 3 exons.
AUAGUCUAUAAAAUAUCAGUCUAUUUAGCGAGAGAGAAAGGGGAGAGAGAAAUGUCGACGACGGGCAACGAUCCACGACAACCAUCGACGGCGAGGCGCUACGUUGCUCCGGUCGUAGCGCCGGAAAAUCUGCCCAUCGAUUACGCCGGUUUCAUCGCCAUCGUCUUUGGCGUUGUUGGCGUUAUGUUCAGAUACAAGUUUGGAUCGUGGCUAGCUUUGAUCUGCUGUGCUCACUCCCUUGCAAACAUGAAAAAUCUCGAAACUGAUUUGAAACAGAUCUCUACUGCUGUUAUGUUUGCCAUCAUGGGAAUCAUGACAAACUACUUUGGGCCUCCUCGACCUGGUUCUCAAAGUUAAACUUUUGAUCAUGCACUUGGUGGAGCACCUCGGAGUACUGUUUAUGAUCCUUAUUAUUGUUACAUUAGUACGAAUUCCAUGGAUUUUGCAGUCUGUAAUGAACUUCUUGGAUUAUCUUGUGUUACAGCUUUAGAACGUACUGUGUUUAUCUUCUAUAUGUAUUCCGAUCCGUGUCAGAAUUGUAUUGUUACAACUUCUCCGGUAUGCAAUCAAUGUCGGAGCAAUUUAGGCUCUCUAAUUCAGAACAAUUUAUGGCAACACCUUUAUGUGUA